This is a messenger RNA of Chenopodium quinoa (quinoa), 525 nucleotides long. RefSeq lists its product as uncharacterized. The transcript has a single exon. Lineage: Eukaryota; Viridiplantae; Streptophyta; Magnoliopsida; Caryophyllales; Amaranthaceae. Gene Ontology annotation, molecular function: RNA-DNA hybrid ribonuclease activity; nucleic acid binding. The record is from RefSeq and is a predicted model, not a curated record. The coding region runs from base 1 to 525 and encodes 174 amino acids.
AUGGUACAACCUCCUUCUAUAAAGCGUAAGGCUCUUCCUGCUGCUACCUAUUGGAGCAAGCCUCUGAUUGGGGUGAUUAAAAUAAACUGUGAUGCCUUCGUUAAGGACACAACCAAGCUAGGGGUGGUAGUAAGGGAUGACAGGGGCGCCAUCAUUGCUGCUGCUGUAAGGAAAGGGGGAGAUGGUUGGUCUGUUGAGGUAGCAGAGGCUGCAACAAUGGCUUUUGGCUUACAGAUAGCGAGAAGACUGGGGUAUACAAGGAUCCAAGUGGAAAGCGACGCAUUGAAUGUGGUUUCAGGGGUCAAGCUCAAGGCUAAUGGAUGCUCUCCUUUCUUCCUUAUAAUAGAUGAUAUUAUAGCUCUCUCUUUAUUGUUUGACUUCUUUUCCAUUUCGCAUGUUAGAAGGUCAGGAAAUACUGUAGCCCACUUAGUGGCAAGGUGGGAAACAAAUAACUGUGAUGAGUUGGUUUGUUUUGGUCCGUUUCCGCAAAGCUUAUUGACUUUGGCGGAACUCGAUCUUUCUUAA